Messenger RNA from Aureobasidium pullulans EXF-150, 2129 nucleotides. RefSeq lists its product as uncharacterized. The record is from RefSeq and is a predicted model, not a curated record. The coding region runs from base 1 to 1986 and encodes 661 amino acids. Gene Ontology annotation, biological process: positive regulation of transcription by RNA polymerase II; DNA-templated transcription. Gene Ontology annotation, molecular function: DNA-binding transcription factor activity, RNA polymerase II-specific; sequence-specific DNA binding; zinc ion binding. Gene Ontology annotation, cellular component: nucleus. NCBI's taxonomy places the organism in Eukaryota, Fungi, Ascomycota, Dothideomycetes, Dothideales, Saccotheciaceae. The transcript is spliced from 4 exons.
AUGACCAUGAUGGAGUCUCUCCGGUCUUCUAUCGAGGGUUCACAGCCGCCAAGUAAACGUCAGAAAAGAAAGACUGUCGCAUGUCGACGUUGUCACGACCAAAAGACAAAAUGUGAUGGCGAGAAGCCUUGCAAGAACUGUCUUCAAUCAGACAAGACUUGUGAAUAUCCUAUGCGAGAUCGUAAAGUGACCGUGAACGAAAGCUAUAUUCAGCAAUUACUCGCCGAGAACGAUCGCCUCAAGCGUAAUGUGAACGAUGAUGAAAGCCACAAUGGCAUCACGGAAGACACUAACGGAGACGACGAUGAGAAGCGAGGAGACAAUCCCCUGAUCGAGAAAGAGGCAUGGUUCUUACCUUACGAUCCUAGCCCUAUAUACAUUGGCGAAGCUGCAUGUACUGGCUUCUCGACAAGAGUGCGGCAGCUUCUUGUGAGUGUUGAGGCUGAGAACCACAUCCCGAGGACCUCUUUUAUCAAAGAUCCCCAACUGGAUGCGGCAUUGAACACCACGGCGCAAUGGCCGAGCAGGCCUCAAGCUUUCCUUCUGGUCAACACCGCUUUCAGCACAAUUGGCAAGUGCUACCACCUGUCUCCUUCCUCAGCAGUACGAACGACGCUGGAACGAGCCUAUCAGGACUUGCGGUCUCUUGAUCAAUUGGCAGUAUGCAAGUUGUUUGUGCUCUUCGCGCUAGGAGAGGCAUACUCUAUUAGAUCGCCAUUGGACAAUACCGGCGCACUACCAGGACUCCACUACUUCGCGAGGGCUAAGACCAUUCUGAGAGUCAUCCCAGAACGACCUAAGAUUGACCAUAUCGAGAUUCUGGUGAUGUUCGCUCUGUACAAUUCGGUCAUGAACAGGCGACACAGCGCUUUCCGUUACAUUGGGUCUGCCAUGAGAUUAGGCCUAACCAUAGGACUGUAUCAAAACAUGGCAGAGCGACAAUUACCGGACAAAGCCGCCAGACAACGCAGAGUUCGUCUUUGGUGGACGAUGUAUGUCUUGGACAGAAUGAUGAGCAGCAAAGUCGGCUAUCCGACGUUACUAAAAGACGAAGAUGUCGAGGUAGAUCUUCCAACCGAUGAAGGUCUAACAGAUGCACAAAAAGAUGACUUCAUUGACGCCGACUACCUUACUGCCAGCAUCAGUCUAGCUCGCAUCGCUGGUGGCAUCAUUGGCAGUCUGUACAGUCGUAGAAAGCUUCCUGACACUUUCUCUCAAAGAGUGCAAGCCAUUUUUCGGAAACUAAGAGAUUGGGUUGAGGCUCUGCCGCCAGGCUUGCAACUGAGACAGGAAGACGCCUCGAGUCAGGUUGCACGACACAUUGUAAUGCUGCAUUUGUCUUUCAACCAGUGUGUCGUAUUAGCCACACGACCAAUCCUGCUACAUGUGUUCAGAAUCUCAAACAGAAUCGGUGGCACGACCGAAGAAAUCUCUCAGGCUACUCUGGCACUGGCAUCAACAUGCUCGCAUUCUGCAGGCCACAGCUACCGCCUUUUGAUGAGAAGCUGGGUCAAUGGCUCGUUUUUCACUCUCGACUACUUAUCUGCCCAAUAUCUCUUCGCAUCAGCCACCAUCCUAGCGAUAUCAAGUCUGUCCAACGACAGUCACGCGAAAUCCCAUCAGAACGACCUAGAAUCUGCCACCCAUCUGCUCCGACAAUUGAGUAUGCUAGGCAAUCUGGCAGCUUCAGAAUUCUGUGGGCAUCUUGAUGCAGUGCUACGGUCCAUCGCCACUUUCAAAGCCGGACGGGGAGAGUCUACUGAAGGUUCAAAUUUGGUACAAGCCAGCCCUGCAGCCAUUCGCCCAGAUACCGUUACUACUGAGAUGGCACUUUUCGGACCUCUGGUGGGAGACUUCUUGACACAGACGGAUACUGAGCUUGGUAUGCCUCUGCUUCUAGAUGAUAGUGCUUUGGAUUGGAGUGCAUGGGCUGGCGUGCUGGCUGACCAAGAGCCCACCCCCGGACAUAUCAACAUUGGUUUGUGAGAUCUCGAUAUACAAUAGUCUGACUAUCUCUAAGCUUGGCAGUGAUCGAGUCAAUGAUCAAAUGAUAAGCAAUGCAAUAUAUAUAGUUAUCAACGUAGACGUAGCCGGAAAGAAAUUGACCCGGCACCAAACUCCCUCUCGCC